GGAAACUUCAGGCGUCUUCAAGUACUUUCCACCACCACAACCAGCAGUGCAAUCUGGCGGAUUUUGCUACAGAGCCGCCAUCUUUGUGAGACCAGCAAACAGGGAUGAAGCUGGAAGAAACAAACUCAGCCUAGACAGCUGAGAGUUUGCAGAGAGUGGGGAGGGUCCCUUCCAUCAUCCAGACCGAGAGCAUCUGGGAGGGUCUGCGAAGGAUGGCGACCCAUCCUCAGGUGAAAGAGGAACCAGGUGAAGGUCUCCUUCCUCAUGGUGAGGCCCAGUGGGAGGUUGGCCCUACCAUGCCCAAGGAGCCCUGGCCGUGGGACAACGUCAAGGCCUUCCUUGGCUCCUUCGAGCAGGUGGCCCAGGCCUGCCAGUGGCCCACAGAGGAGUGGGCAUCCAGGUUGCUGCCCGCCCUCCGAGGAGAAGCUGAGCAAGCUUAUCGCCGGCUGUCAAGGCCAGACCAAGAGGAUUAUGGGAAAGUGAAGGCAGCCAUCUUGUUUGGAGACAUCCUGAACCGGGAGAAGCAGCGCCAACGCUUCCGGUGUUUCUGCUACCAGGAGGCUGAGGGUCCGCGGGGGGCAUACAGCCGGCUGCAGGCGCUUUGCCAUGAGUGGCUGAAGGUGGAGAGACUCUCCAAGGAGCAGAUCCUGGAGACCCUGGUGCUGGAGCAGCUGCUGGACAUCCUGCCCCAAGAAGUGCAGAAUUGGGUGAGGGAGCGGGACCCCGAGAACUGCUCCCAGGCGGUGGGUCUGGCGGAGGAAUACCUGAACGUGCAGCGAUACACCAAGGCAGAAGAACAACAGGUGAGGGUGUGA
Messenger RNA from Protobothrops mucrosquamatus (brown spotted pit viper), 815 nucleotides. RefSeq names its product zinc finger protein 24-like. The transcript has a single exon. The record is from RefSeq and is a predicted model, not a curated record. The coding region runs from base 213 to 815 and encodes 200 amino acids. NCBI's taxonomy places the organism in Eukaryota, Metazoa, Chordata, Lepidosauria, Squamata, Viperidae.